UGAGCUAUAAAAAGAGAAGCUUUAAUUUAAUAUUCUGUCACUACCGCAAAGGAAAGCUAAGCAAAUGUUUCACAAAGCACUUGUCGUAAAAGCAAUACUAUAUGCUGCAUAUUGUAGGAUUAGUUUCUAUAUGGAGUUAAACGAGACUAAAUGGAGCAAGCCAAAGCAUCAUCUGAGGAUCAAUCAUCACAGCUCACCAUUAAUGAAGCUCAAGCAUCUCACAAACAAGGGGGGUGGAUCACAUUCCCUUUUAUCGCAGGGAGUGUGUUUGGGCUUGGCUUGGCCAUAAGUGGAGCCAUGAGUAAUUUCAUCGUGUAUUUGAUAAAGGAGUACAACGUGAAGAGCAUCGACGCCGCGCAAAUCUCAAACAUCGUCAACGGUUGCACAAGCGUCUCACCCGUCAUCGGUGCGAUCAUCGCCGACGCUUAUUUCGGGUGUUACCCAGUUUUUGCCUUCGCCAUUGUUAUCAACUCGGUGUCCCUAGUCUUGUUCACCGUAACUGCGGCCGUCCCGUCGCUACGUCCUAUGCCAUGCUCACUCAGCUCAGACUCAUGCAAACCUGCAUCGGCGGGCCAGUUGGCGGUCCUGUACGCCGCGGUGGCCCUGCUGGCCGUCGGGGCCGGGGGAACCCGGUUCAACAGUGCCACGGUUGGCGCGAACCAGUUCGACAAGGCCCAGGACCAGGAGGUUUUCUUCAACUGGUUCUUCAUUCUGCUCUACGCCGCGUCGAUCAUCGGCGCCACGGCCAUCGUCUACAUUCAAGAUAGAGUAAGCUGGGCCUUGGGCUUUGGCCUGUCCGCCGGGAUCGCGGCAAUCGGUGCGGUUGUUCUGUUCCUUGGGUCAAGAUAUUAUAAAAGGCCCCCGGCCCAAGGGAGCCCAUUUAUGGGCCUAGCCCAAGUUGUUGUUGCUGCAGCAAGGAAGAGACACAUCACUGUGGUAGCACUGGGGACUGUGACUUUUUACUACGGGACUAGUAGUGAUCUGGUGGCGAAUGCAAAGAAGCAGGUUCCAAGUGAGAGCUUCAGCUUUCUAAACCGAGCUGCGGUGAUCACCCGCGGCGACACGACCGCCGACGGCUCCGUCGCCAGGCCGUGGCGCCUCUGCACCGUGCAGCAAGUCGAAGACUUGAAGACCGUCGUCCGAAUACUGCCCCUCUGGACCACCUCCGCCUUCAUCAGCGUCUCGAUCGGCGUCCAGGGCAGCCUCACCAUCCUCCAGGCGCUCACCGUCGACCGCUCCCUCGGCCGAUUCACCGUCCCCGCGGGCUCCAUGCUCGUCUCCUCCCUCGCGGCCGUCAUCGUCUUCCUCGCCCUCCUCGACCGCCUGCUCCUCCCGGUCUGGCACCGCCUCACCCACCACACCCCGACGCCACUCCAGCGCAUCGGGGCCGGCCACGUGCUCAACGCAACCGCCAUGGUGGCCUCCGCUCUGGUCGAGCGGAAGCGCGCGGCGAUAGUGCGCAGGCACGGCGCGGAGAGUCAGGCCGGGUGGAUCGUGCCGAUGUCGGUGCUGUGGCUGGUGCUGCCGCUGGUGCUGGUCGGGUUCGGGGAGGCGCUGCACUUUCCGGGGCAGGUCGGAUUAUACUACCAGGAGUUUCCGCAGGCGCUGAAGAGCACGGCGACCGGGAUGGUGGCGCUGAUCGUCGCGCUCGGCUUCUACCUCAGCACGGCAGCCAUCGGCCUCGUCCGGCAGGCCACUGAUUGGCUGCCGGACAAUAUAAACGACUCCAGGCUUGAGAACGUGUAUUGGAUGUUGGCAGUGUUGGGCGCAGUCAACUUUGGGUACUACAUCCUAUGUGCCAAGCUCUACAAGUACCAGCGCGCUCCCAACAACACUGAAGAUACCAAAAAUUAGGGUUUUGUUUGAUGCUAUAUAUCAAACUGUUGUAGGGCAUGCGAGAACUCGUUUCUUUUUAUGCUUGCAUGCUUGGUUGCUUUACUACGACACUAAUGAACAAAAGUUUGAAGAGAGUUAGUAUAUA
Ananas comosus (pineapple) is the source of this 1981-nucleotide messenger RNA. Its product is annotated as protein NRT1/ PTR FAMILY 2.3-like. The transcript is spliced from 5 exons. The coding region runs from base 151 to 1854 and encodes 567 amino acids. Gene Ontology annotation, biological process: transmembrane transport. The record is from RefSeq and is a predicted model, not a curated record. NCBI's taxonomy places the organism in Eukaryota, Viridiplantae, Streptophyta, Magnoliopsida, Poales, Bromeliaceae. Gene Ontology annotation, molecular function: transmembrane transporter activity. Gene Ontology annotation, cellular component: plasma membrane.